AUGAGUAGCCAAGCUGAGUUUCAUAAAACUAAGGGUAAUGAAUUAUAUAAACAACAUAAGUUUGAGGAAGCUUUGGCAGAAUAUGACAAGGCUAUAGAGUUAGAUCCUACUGAAAUAACAUACCUCACAAAUAAGGGAGCAGUAUAUUUAGAAAUGGGCGAAUAUAACAAGUGUCUUGAGGUCUGUCAGAGAGCUCUUGAUAUUAGAUAUGAAGUCAAAGCUGACUAUAGCAAAGUAGCAAAGACUUUUAAUAGGAUGGCAUCUUGCUAUAUUAAGAUGAAUGAAUUGCAAAAAGCUAAAGAAAUGUACGAGAAAAGUUUAGUAGAAGAUAAUAAUCGCCAUACAAGGACUUCUUUGAAGGAAUUGGAGCGAUUAAUUGAGAAAGCUGAACGAGAGUCGUACAUUAAUCCUGAUAUUGCUGAAGAACAUCGCCUAAAAGGAAAUGAUCUGUUUAAAGCUAAGGACUACCCAGGUGCUAAAAAGGAAUAUGAUGAAGCUAUUAAACGUAAUCCAAAUGAUUCUAGAUUGUAUAGUAAUAGGUCAGCAUGUUACAUGCAAUUAUUGGAAUACCCUUCUGCUCUGAUAGACAUCCAGAAAGCUUUAGAUAUAGACCCAAAGUUUACAAAAGCUUGGUCUAGAAAGGGAAAUAUUCACUAUUUCUUAAAGGAAUAUCAUAAAGCUGUUCAGGCUUAUCAAGAAGGUCUUAAGUGUGACCCAAAAAAUAAAGAAUGUAAUGAUGGACUUCAGAAUACUUUGAUGAAGAUUCAACAAGUUUCUUCUUCUGAUCAAAUAGAUGAAGAGCAGGUAUCCCAUGCCUUGGCUGAUCCUGAAAUUCAAUCUUUACUUGUUGAUCCUCAAUUCAGAAUGAUUUUGGAACAGAUAAAACAAAAUCCCGCUGCAUUAACCCAAGUUAUACAAGAUCCCAAGAUUGCCAGUGGCAUUCAAAAGUUAAUGGCUGCUGGUAUUCUUAGAAUGGGAUAA
Molecule: messenger RNA, 981 nt
Organism: Cryptosporidium muris RN66
Lineage: Eukaryota; Apicomplexa; Conoidasida; Eucoccidiorida; Cryptosporidiidae
Product: TPR repeat-containing protein
Exons: 1
Coding region: 1-981 (326 amino acids)
Biological process (GO): post-translational protein targeting to endoplasmic reticulum membrane
Cellular component (GO): TRC complex; membrane
Molecular function (GO): molecular adaptor activity; protein binding
Source: RefSeq, a predicted model, not a curated record